AUGGUUUGGAUAUUACGAUUCGUGUUGUUGUUAUCUUUUUUUCUGACAGUGACUACAGAAGCGUCCACGCAAGUUACUAUAGAACUCCUCGUCGAAGAUGGUACUAAAGAAACAAAUUCUUCAUGGAGUACCCUGGCCAAAAUGCCGAGUAAUCUUGUAUUCCGCAUACGACGAGAUCAUGAAGUGGCUGUAUUGCGUUUAAGGAAGAUACCUCUUCUGAAAACAAUUGCCUAUAAGGAAGGUGAAAUCUAUCCUUUAACUCAUUCCAGAGAGGAUAAAGCCAGUUAUGUCGACUACAGUACCAAAGCUGUUCUUUUAGUAACAAGAUCUUCAUAUUCGUCCAGUAAUUAUACUAUAGAGGGGCAUUUCCAAAUUGGUUUGCGGUUGGUGCACAUAGAACCUACUUCAGAAACAGUCCAUGAAAUAAUUCGACAAGAGACUUUGAUACAAAGAUUUCAAGAUAUGUACGAAGAACACAAGGCACAUCAUAGACACAAAAGAUCACUGAGAGUCUACAUUGUGGAAACCUGUCUUAUAGCGGAUUAUCAAGCCUUUUCUAAUUUCUUGGAGAGAAAUAACAACGAUUCAGUCAAAGCUGAGGCCGACAUGAGGAAUCACUAUGCUUUUAUAGCGGAGCAGAUGAAGGUUCGGUUUCACCAUAUCAAUGAGGUGGACGGGACAAUUGCCUUUAACAUUGUUUAUUCCGGUCUCAUCAUUAUAGAGACCAGAGCCGACUCCUCGUACACCGAACCCUUUAAAGAGGGUAAUAAGGUUGACGUUGACGCGGCACUCAACGCAACUCAAUUCUGGAUGGAAUCACCUCCGCCUGGUAUCGUACUUCCAUCAAGCGACCACUACAUGUUCUUCACUGGAUACAACCUAGCCAAAAAUGGAAGCGACGGAAAUUUAGGAAUUGCCUAUACCAAGAUUAUGUGCAUAGCAGAUUCCUAUGUGUUCAGGGGUACAAAUGUUCGGAUGAAGGGAAGUACGUCUGUAGUAGAAGACCAGCAAGGCGCUAGGACGGCCAUCAUUGGUGCUCAUGAAAUGGGCCAUGCAUUAAGUGCCUUACACGACACAACCGUUGGAUGCAAUGAUGCAGAUAAGUACAUCAUGGCAACAUCCAUUAGCUCGAUUACAGACUCAGAAAUGGCCAGGCGUCCAUGGCAAUUUUCUGCCUGCUCUGUUAGAGAUAUAAAAGAUUUUGUGGAAAGAGCCGACGUGGACUGUCUGGAUGAUAACCGCUACGGGAAUGGUGUAGUAACAACAACUGAAACAGCUGGUCAGUAUUACGAUAAGGACACUCAAUGUAAAAUGCUAAAAGGUGAAGAUUCGAGAUUUUGCGACAGAUUGAAAUUGUAUCAAAAUGACACGGACAAAAUGUGUUACCUUGCCUAUUGUUUGAAUGAAGGAGGAAAUACGUGUGGCCCUGUCGAGUUUAUGGAGUACUCAACUUGCGAUACGAACAAGUGGUGUUACAAAGGCUUGUGCAUUAACGCCAGCAACUCAGCGCCAAUCUUUGUAAAUGUACCAACGUCGCCCGUACAAGUGGCAUCUAAUGCACAAGGCGUUAUCUACACGGCAGAGACAUUUGAUGUUGAUGGUGAUACGUUAACUUUGCAUAUCACCUACGACCCGUCAAACGUUUCGUCCUAUUUCACCUUCGAUGCGACUCCAAAGAAGUUUUCAGUGCGGGCAGGAUACGACUUAGCUGAACUAAGCAACUUUAGUUUGAUCAUGUCCGUUGAUGACGGGUUAUUGUUGUCAAUACCAGUUAACGUAGAUUUUGAGAUCACCGAAAAAGAAACAACAACUGAGCUAUCAACUACCGAGCCAGAAACAACAAUCGAGCAAGAAACAACUACUGAGCUAGAAACAACCACUGCGCAAGAAACAACUACUGCGCAAGAAACAACUACUGUGCUAGAAACAACUACUGAGCAAGAAACAACAACUGAGCAAGAAACAACAACUGAUGAAGAAACAACAACUGAGCCAGAAACAACAACUGGUGUCGAAACAACAACCACCGAGCAAUCAACAACUAUUGAGCCAGAAACAACAACCGAGCAAGAAACAACAACUGAGCAAUCAACAACUAUCGAGCUAGAAACAGCUACUGAGCUAGAAACAACUACUGAGCAAGAAACAACUACUGAGCAAUCAACAACUACUGAGCAAGAAACAACAACCGAGCUAGAAACAACUACUGAACAAGAAACAACUACUGAGCUAGAAACAACUACUGAGCAAGAAACAACUACUGAACAAGAAACAACUACUGAGCAAGAAACAACUACUGAGCAAGAAACAACAACUGGGGUAGAAACAACCACUGAGCAUGAAACGACUACUGAGCUAGAAACAACUACUGAGCGAGAAACAACUUUCGAGCCACAAACAACUAGCGAGCCACAAACAACUACUGAGCAAGAAACAACAACUGAGCAAGAAACAACUAUCGAGCCAGAAACAACAAGUGAUGUAGAAACAACUACUGGGCAAGAAACAACAACUGAUGUAGAAACAACAACUGAGCAAGACACAACUAUCGAGCCAGAAACAACAACUGGUGUCGAAACAACAACUACCGAGCAAUCAACAACUAUUGAGCCAGAAACAACAACCGAGCAAGAGACAACUAUCGAGCUAGAAACAACUACUGAGCUAGAAAAAACUACUGAGCUAGAAACAACUACUGAGCAAGAAACAACUACUGAGCAAGAAACAACAACCGAGCUAGAAACAACUACUGAACAAGAAACAACUACUGAGCAAGAAACAACAACUGGGGUAGAAACAACCACUGAGCAUGAAACGACUACUGAGCUAGAAACAACUAUCGAGCCAGAAACAACUACUGAGCAAGAAACAACAACUGAGCAAGAAACAACUAUCGAGCCAGAAACAACUAUCGAGCCAGAAACAACUACUGGGCAAGAAACAACAACUGAUGUAGAAACAACAACUGGGCAAGAAACAACUAUCGAGCCAGAAACAACAACUGGUGUCGAAACAACAACUACCGAGCAAUCAACAACUAUUGAGCCAGAAACAACAACCGAGCAAGAGACAACUAUCGAGCAAUCAACAACUACUGAGCAAGAAACAAUAACUGGGCUAGAAACAACUACUGAGCAUGAAACGACUACUGGGCUAGAAGCAACUACUGAGGAAGAAACAACAACUGGUGUAGAAACAACAACUGAGCAUGAAACAACUAUUGAGCCAGAAAUAACUAUUGAGCCAGAAACAACUACUAAGCAAGAAACAACAACCGAGCUAGAAACAACUACUGAACAAGAAACAACUACUGGGCAAGAAACAACUACUGAGCAAGAAACAACUACUGAGCAAGAAACAACAACUGGACUAGAAACAACCACUGAGCAUGAAACGACUACUGAACUAGAAACGACUACUGAUCUAGAGACAACUACUGAGCAAGAAACAACUUCUGGGCUAGAAACAACUACUGAGCAAGAAACAACUACUUGGCUAGAAACAACAACUCAGCAAGGAACAACUACUGAGCAAGAAGCAACUACUGAGCAAGAAACAACUACUGAGCAAGAAACAACAACUGAUGUAGAAACAACAACUGAGCAAGAAACAACUACUGAGCUAGAAACAACAACCGAAGAAGAAACAACAACUGAGCAAGAAACAAUUACUGAGCAAGAAACAACAACUGAUGUAGAAACAACAACUGAGCAAGAAACAACUACUGGUGUCGAAACAACAACUACCGAUCAAUCAACAACUAUUGAGCCAGAAACAACAACCGAGCAAGAAACAACUAUCGAGCUAGAAACAACUACAGAGCCAGAAACAACAACUUGGCUAGAAACAACCACUGAGCAUGAAACGACUACUGAGCCAGAAACGACUACUGAGCAAGAAACAACUACUGGACUAGAAACAACUACUGAGCAAGAAACAACUACUGGUCUAGAAACAACAACCAAGCAAGAAACAACAACUGGUGUAGAAACAACAACUGAGCAAGAAACAACUAUCGAGCCAGAAACAACAACUAGUGUCGAAACAACUACCGAGCAAUCAACAACUAUUGAGCCAGAAACAACAACCGAGCAAGAAACAACAACUGAGCAAGAAACAACUAUCGAGCUAGAAACAACUACUGAACAAGAAACAACUACUGGGCUCGAAACAACCACUGAACAAGAAACAACUACUGAACAAGAAACAACAACCGAACAAAAAACAAUAACUGAGGAAGAAACAACCACUGAACAAGAAACAACUACUGAACAAGAAACAACUACUGAACAAGAAACAACAACCGAACAAAUAACAAUAGCUGAGGAAGAAACAACCACUGAACAAGAAACAACUACUGAACAAGAAGCAACAACUGAGCAAGAAACAACUACUGAGCAAGAAACAAGUACUGAACAAGAAACAAUAACUGAGCAAGAAACGACAACUACCGGGAAAGCAUCUUGGGCUGGGGCAAUAUCAGCAAUCACUGCAGUGGCUGCUUUUAUACCACUAAUUCUUAUCUUAGUAUUAUUUGUGGUGUGUAGGAAAACUAAAACUAAAGACGGGUACGUAUUCAAUCGCUCCAACAUGUCUGCACUUGAUUGGGCUAAUGAAGACGGACAUCGCCAUGUCAUAUACGAAUUUUGCCAGGGCGGUUUAUUGUUCCAUUUGAAUGACUAG
This is a messenger RNA of Lottia gigantea (owl limpet), 4683 nucleotides long. RefSeq lists its product as hypothetical. The transcript is spliced from 16 exons. The coding region runs from base 1 to 4683 and encodes 1560 amino acids. Gene Ontology annotation, biological process: proteolysis. NCBI's taxonomy places the organism in Eukaryota, Metazoa, Mollusca, Gastropoda, Lottiidae. The record is from RefSeq and is a predicted model, not a curated record. Gene Ontology annotation, molecular function: metalloendopeptidase activity.